Pungitius pungitius (ninespine stickleback) is the source of this 3817-nucleotide messenger RNA. RefSeq names its product beta-galactosidase-1-like protein 2. The transcript has 19 exons. The coding region runs from base 409 to 2436 and encodes 675 amino acids. Gene Ontology annotation, biological process: carbohydrate metabolic process. Lineage: Eukaryota; Metazoa; Chordata; Actinopteri; Perciformes; Gasterosteidae. Gene Ontology annotation, molecular function: beta-galactosidase activity. Gene Ontology annotation, cellular component: vacuole. The record is from RefSeq and is a predicted model, not a curated record.
ACUUGAAAAGAAGAAGAAAGGAGGCUUUAGUUUGAUUUUUCGUUUUUCCAGCGGUGUAACUGUGCGACGGUGCCUUACAGUGGAAUCCUUUGCCUGUCCUACAUCAGGAAAACUAACGCCAGAUUCCCCGGAUGUCAAAUACUGGAUAGGUAGGAUACACUGGCUAACACUGUGUGCAACUAAGUUACAUUUUUUUUCCGUUGUGCAUGUUUUAAUAUAUUUAUUUAUCAUAAGUGGCGUUUUUCGAACACGAACAUGGGGUAACUCCACUUUAUUGGCGUUUAUAGCGUCAGUUUUUACCUCAUUUUUCGCGCCGAUGUCCAGAGCACGAGAGGACUAUAUUCUUCAGGUGAAAUGCAUGCACUUUAAAUAAGAAAAGCAAUUGGAACGUAGGUACAGUUCUCGGCAAUGGACAGAGGGUCGGUGAUUGGGCUUCGUCUGUCCCUGAAGCAGAGGUAUUUUGUCCUGCUGUGUUUUGCUGUCGGGGCGGUUACCGCCUAUCAGUUCUCAAGAAAUCGCCUCGCAGUGAGAAGAAUGAGCCGCGCCGACGGUUUGAGCGCCAACGCCUCUCAGUUCACUCUGGGGGGGGAGCCCUUCCGCAUCCUGGGGGGCUCCAUCCACUACUUCCGUGUCCCCCGAGCCUACUGGGAGGACCGGCUGCUGAAGAUGAAGGCCUGUGGCCUCAACACCCUCACCACUUACGUGCCGUGGAACCUGCAUGAGCCCGAGCGAGGGGUCUUCAACUUUGAGGACCAGCUCGAUCUAGAAGCUUACCUCCGACUCGCGGGCCGCUUGGGCCUCUGGGUCAUCCUGCGCCCGGGGCCCUACAUCUGUGCCGAGUGGGAUUUAGGGGGACUGCCCAGCUGGCUGCUACGGGACCCACACAUGAAGCUGAGAACGACCUACCCGAGAUUCACAGAUGCAGUCGACUCCUUCUUCGAUCAACUCAUUAAGAGGGUCGUUCCGCAUCAGUACUCCGAGGGCGGCCCGAUUAUUGCAGUUCAAGUGGAGAAUGAGUACGGCUCCUACGCCAAAGAUGGAGCGUACAUGCCUUUUAUCAAGGAGGCGUUGUUGUCCAGGGGCGUCGCGGAGCUGCUGCUGACUUCAGACAACAAGGACGGACUAAAGCGUGGAGGAGUGAAAGGAGCACUAGAAACCAUCAAUUUCCAGAAACUGAACCUGGACGACAUCAAAUAUCUGGAUGGAAUACAACCUCACAAGCCUAAGAUGGUGAUGGAGUACUGGUCGGGCUGGUUUGAUCUCUGGGGGGACCUUCAUCACGUGUUCCCAGCUGAGGACAUGGUGCCUGUGGUCACAGAGAUCCUUAAUCUGGACAUGUCCAUCAACCUCUACAUGUUCCACGGGGGGACGAAUUUCGGCUUCAUGAGCGGAGCGUUUGCGGCCGGAAUGCCGGCGCCGAAGCCGAUGGUGACGAGCUACGAUUACGAUGCUCCGUUAUCCGAGGCUGGGGAUUACACCGCCAAGUACCAUCUUCUGAGGGACGUAUUCAGCCGCCUCCACGCCCAGCCGCUCCCCGAGCCGCCGACUCGUGGCGAGAGGAGAGCGUACCAGCCCGUUGUCAUCCAGCAACACCUGUCUCUGUGGGACAGCCUGCACUUCACUGACAAGCCUUUGAAGUCCGAGGGCCCGGUGAACAUGGAGAACCUCCCCGUCAACAACGGGAACGGCCAGUCCUACGGGUACACGCUGUACGAGACCCCCAUCGCCAGCGAGGGGACCCUCAACUCAAAGAACAGCGUCAGAGACCGAGCACUGGUUUUUGUGGACAAACAUUUUGUUGGUGUUUUGGAUUUUGAUACUCAAGAACUUGCGGUCCCUGAUGGAAAGGGAAAAAGAACUCUGAGUUUACUGGUGGAGAACUGUGGGAGAGUGAAUUAUGGAAACACCCUGGAUGAGCAGCGCAAAGGUCUUGUUGGGGAUAUCGAGUUCAACAAGCAGCCUCUCCGUGACUUCAUCAUUCGUAGUUUGGAAAUGAAGCCGGCUUUUGUGAACAGCAACCUUUUGCGUUCUCUUGAAGGAAACCGAAUAACUUCUAGUUUCCCUGGAUAUGCUCUGUGGGCGUACGAGAACAGAUGCGAUGUGCUCUCGUGUUUCAGCCUGUGCCGCUCAGCCCACUGGGCGUCGAUGCGUCAGCGGCCCACCUUCCCGGCUUUCUUCCAGGCCAAACUCUACGUGAGCGGCUCUCCCAAAGACACCUUCGUCAAACUGCCGGGCUGGAGCAAAGGUGUGGUGUUCAUCAACGGCCAGAAUCUGGGUCGCUAUUGGUCCAUCGGCCCUCAGCAGACUCUGUAUGUGCCGGGCCCCUGGCUUCACAGGGGGGACAACCAGGUCGUCGUGUUUGAGGAGCAGGAAACCGACGGCAGGAUUCAGUUCUCCGGCGGCGGCGAGUACGGCAUGAGCGUCGAUGUCCAGUGAGCGGGGAGGAGGGGGGGGGGGGGGGAAAAGAGCCGGCAGAGGAACCUGGAGACGCCGUCACGGGCAGGAGGUCCCUGUCUCGGACUCGGUGACCUUUUUCAUUGCGACAUUCUAUUUGGACCCCUUUUUUUGUUCCGUCUGACAACGACGUCGUUAGGGCCCCCCCCGAGUCUUUUAUUGUCACAAAGCGCUGUAAAAUCGCGUAAUUUACAAACUCUGCUCCGCGGAGAAGGGUUGUUAACAAUCGGGGCGGCCUGACCCCCCCCCCACCCCCCCACCUCCCCACCCCGUGUCAGUCAGAGGCAGCUCGUGAACUGCUUUCUUUGUGCUGCACACCUGCAGAGCCCGCUUGAUAGAAAGCUGCUUACUUUUCAAAUGUAGCCUCUUGUGAUCCCGCUGUGAACUCCUGCAGAGAAGUAAAGAUCAGAAGCCGUCUCUUUUUCUCUUUACGUGUGGGCGCCUGCAACACCGGCCUCCCCAUCACACCUAUUUGCUUUAGGGAAGGAUGCCAGAAGGUAGCAGGCGGCACUAUUCGAUGGUAUUUUGACAUAUGUCGAUAUGGAUAGAAGGACUAAAGCCUGGAAGUAAAAAAAAAAAUCUCCUUCAAGUUUCAAGUCUGCAGGGAUGUCACAGUACAGCGUGCCACGCAUCUGUAAAUAAAAGGAUUGUGGGUACGGCGUGCAGUAGAAGAGUCAUAAAAAUCGGCGUGAUAUAGUAUGUCAUCGGAUUGUCAUAAAAAGGUGUAAGUACAAAAUGCCAUAAAAUAGUCAUAACAAUCUCAUAUUAUAAUAAUCCAUUAAAAUCCCAUGAUCUAGUAUUCCAUCAUAGUGCCAGCAGAACGUUACGGCUGAAUGUCAGGAUGGAAUAUUCAAAGAGCAGAGACGUGUAUGAUUGACAAACAUAUUAUAGUCAUAGCCAUAGAAAUGUCCUAAUAAAUGCCACAGUGCAGUAUGUCAUAAAAAUGAGUAAUUACCCUUUGGCUUCAAUUCUGUUUUUUUUUUAUGUACUAUUCAAUUACUUUUUCAUUACUGGUUCUGAACUAUUAUACAACAACUUAUUCCAGCACACUAGUAGAACUUUUUAAUGGCUUUUUACAGGCUCUCUUUGAUUUAAUAUGCGUCGACUUUUUACACAUUGUACUGUGACUCGUCAUACUAUUGUAUAGUAUUUUUAACAUGAUAUGUUAUGCUUAUACUAUACUGUGACUUUUAUUCAUUCAGUAUGAGUGCUUGAUUAUUUUUGUUACAAUACUGUAACUUUUUCAUGAUUUUUAUUGAAAUAUUGUACCAUUCUGACUUGUUUUUAAUAUGCUAGUUUCAUGACUGCCUUCGACUUCUUAUGUGGCUUUUUUCAACAAACAAUAUUAUUAUUAUUUUGAUGA